Cryptomeria japonica (Japanese cedar) is the source of this 877-nucleotide messenger RNA. RefSeq names its product 18.1 kDa class I heat shock protein. The transcript is spliced from 2 exons. Lineage: Eukaryota; Viridiplantae; Streptophyta; Pinopsida; Cupressales; Cupressaceae. Gene Ontology annotation, biological process: protein folding; protein complex oligomerization; response to salt stress. The record is from RefSeq and is a predicted model, not a curated record. The coding region runs from base 231 to 734 and encodes 167 amino acids.
UCUUUUGGGAGCCACCGUAACGAACUUAUUCCCUCUGUAACUUACUAGAACUAUCGAGAACAGUUCAGACCAGUCUCAAAUCUUCGCCCCAAAUCUCCUUCUCUCUCGAACCCUCUCAUCUCAUGUAUAAAUUGAAACCAAUCUUUCUCAUGGAUCAUCAUCAAGAUAAUCAGCAGCAUUCUAUUCAUCUGCAAGCUCUGUAAUUUUCGACUUCUUUAAUUGCGAAAAGUAUGGCUUUGACUCCAUUUUUCGGAAGGGGCAUCAGCGCUUGGGAUCCAUGGGAGAACAACCUCUUCGAUCCGUGGCUUCCAGUUUCUCGCGUGUGGGAUGCCAUGGAUUUCAGUGUGCCCACAGCGGCCUCUUCAUUUUCAAGGGACGCCAUGGCCGUGGCCAACACAAGGGUCGACUGGAAGGAAACCCCUGAAGCUCAUGUCUUCACCGCCGAUUUGCCAGGACUGAGGAAGGAGGAUCUGAAAAUCGAUUUGGUGGAGAAGAAUACCCUGCGAAUAAGCGGGGAGAGGCACAAGGAAGAGGAGGAAAAGACGGAUCAGUGGCACCGUGUUGAGCGGUCGAGCGGGCGGUUUAUGAGGCAAUUCCGUCUGCCUGAAAAUGUGAAUGUGGACGGCAUUUCGGCAAAGCUUGAGAAGGGGGUUUUGACUGUGAACGCUCCCAAAACACAGCCUGAUGCUGCUAAUGGCGGCGACGUUAAAAGCAUUGGCAUUGGCAGCGCUUAGAAUAUGAGAAUCGGACUGUGUGAAUGUAUCAGAUUUGGGUAUUAUUAGGAGAGUGUCAUGGCAUUUCUGGAAUAUUAUAAAGCACUACGUCUUGUACCCUUUUCUUGGAUUUUAAAUAUAGAACCGUUUUUGUUUCAGUGCCC